AUAAACUCCAUCAAGAUCAUCCAAAUUUCAUUUGAUUAUUUGUGCCGUGCAUUUAUUGCUGAUGAUAGAGACAGUACGCAAGGUUCCACUUAGCACAGUUCUCUGACUCUCUACCACAUCGAUCGAUGAUCGAUCUAACUUACGAAUUUGUUCUCUGAGACUGGAGCCAGGCAAACAAUUGCAGCAAUUUCUAUUUCCCUGCAAACGCCUUCGGAAUUUUGAGCAGUGAUUGUAGACGUACAGGAGCAUUCUGCUUCGGUUGCUGCAAAGACACAAUUUUCGCUGUGCGAUCCAGAAAUUGAGUGCUUUGCAGUGCAAAGAUGGUGGGCGCCAAUGUGAAGCAAGAGACCUUGACAUUGAUGGAGAAGAAAGCUGGCAUUGAGGCGGAGAUGGAAGCCAUCAUAACUCGUCUCCAGCCUCCUGCUGGCCCUGGUCUUAGUGGCAAUCUUUUGGACAAAGAUGGAUUUCCAAGAGCAGACAUCGAUAUUGCUGCUGUUCGAUCCGAUCGGCAACGUGUAAAUGUGCUCCAAAAUGAUCUCAAGGAGGUUACCAAGAAAAUUGAGCAGAACCUGCAUGUGCUUCAUUCCGGUUCAUUAAUGAGGGAUUCAUCCCUCCCUCAAAAACGUACAGCUGCAGGUGAAGAAAGUCGACCACAGAGAACAACGUUUUCUCCCUCUGUAGCAGUAGCUGUGGGUACCUCGUCUUCAAAUGGUGGAGAUGAACCUGUCAACAUGGAAGUGGAACAGGCCACCCUUUACACACCAUUUGCUGUUUUUGACGAAGUGACCGCCGGUUCACCGGCGGAAGAAGAUGGUAUAAGAUUGGGGGAUAUGCUAGUGAAGUUCGGAAGUGUGGAAGGAGACACGGACCUUCUUCAGAGGCUUGCCUCCGAAGGGCAGAGAAAUCAAGGAUCUCCAGUAGAGGUCGUGGUUCUGCGAAAUGGAGUAAAAUUGGACUUAGCCAUCACACCUAGACAAUGGUCAGGUCGCGGUUUGUUGGGGUGUCAUAUUCGCCCCCUUGCCGGCAGGAGGUGAAAGGAAUUGCGAGUUCUGGUCUUACAAGUAGCAUGAAGAACUACUGCAAUGCACCAUAGCCUCGCAUCAACUUCUGAUGGUCUACAAAAUUCGUAAGUUUGAACGUUAGCCCCGUUUGAAUCACCUAGAGAGCUUGAUGGAACAGGACCAUACGUCACCCUUGAAGGAAGUUUGAUCUCGUCGCUUUAGAAGAAUGGUGACGUCUUUACGUUCAGAAGUUUGUACAUACACUCUUAUGGUGACCCCCAGAUUUGAUCGCUGUAUGUAGUGGGAUACCUGCAUACAAUUUUGGGUUCCUAUAAUUCUUGAUCAUAAUUACACUGAGCCUAGAAGAAUUUACCUCCUGCAACUAAAGAUCAGCUGUAAGACUCUCGGAUGACGGUGAACCAAGUUGGUGAACGCUUAUGUAUCCAAGAAAGAGAACAAGAUGAAAUGUGAACGGUAUUCUGUUCGCUUCUUUCCACUCUCCUCGGAACAUUUGUAGCCUGAGUGUAAUAAACACUAUACUGUC
Molecule: messenger RNA, 1545 nt
Organism: Marchantia polymorpha subsp. ruderalis
Lineage: Eukaryota; Viridiplantae; Streptophyta; Marchantiopsida; Marchantiales; Marchantiaceae
Source: the annotation of a GenBank genome assembly